This is a messenger RNA of Elephantulus edwardii (Cape elephant shrew), 2695 nucleotides long. RefSeq names its product oxysterol binding protein-like 8 (gene OSBPL8). The transcript has 23 exons. Gene Ontology annotation, molecular function: cholesterol binding. The record is from RefSeq and is a predicted model, not a curated record. Lineage: Eukaryota; Metazoa; Chordata; Mammalia; Macroscelidea; Macroscelididae. The coding region runs from base 68 to 2695 and encodes 875 amino acids. Gene Ontology annotation, cellular component: intracellular membrane-bounded organelle; cytosol; membrane.
GAUUUCCAUAUUUAUAGGAUGACUGCACAUUAAAGGAAGGAAACGCAUAAACCUGCCCUCUUUCACUAUGGAGGCAAGUUUGGCAGAUAGCGGAGAACCUGACCGAACUUUGCUUCUGGGUGAUAGCAAAGAUGUCCUUGGGCCAUCAACUGUGGUAGCAAACAGCGAGGAAUCUCAACUUCUGACACCAGGAAAGAUGAGUCAACAACGCCAAGGGAAAGAAGUGUGUCCAAUGUCCACCAAAGAUUUGCAUCAGCCAACUCUUAGUCCAGCAAGUCCUCAUAGCCAGGGUUUUGAAAGAGGGAAAGAAGAUGUUUCUCAAAAUAAAGAUGACCCUUCAGGUUCUAUGUCAAAAAGCAAGUCUGAAUCUAAACUUUAUAAUGGCUCGGAGAAAGACAGCUCAGUGUCAAGCAAGCUCACCAAGAAAGAAUCCCUUAAGGUGCAAAAGAAAAAUUACCGAGAAGAAAAGAAAAGAGCUACAAAGGAGUUACUCAGUACAAUCACAGACCCUUCUGUUAUUGUUAUGGCUGAUUGGUUGAAGAUUCGUGGUACUCUGAAGAGCUGGACUAAGUUGUGGUGUGUGUUGAAACCUGGGGUGCUACUGAUCUAUAAAACCCAAAAAAAUGGUCAGUGGGUAGGAACAGUCCUCUUGAAUGCCUGUGAAAUCAUUGAGCGUCCAUCAAAAAAGGAUGGCUUUUGUUUCAAACUUUUUCAUCCACUGGAGCAAUCAAUUUGGGCAGUGAAGGGUCCAAAAGGUGAAGCAGUUGGAUCCAUCACUCAGCCUUUACCUAGCAGUUACUUGAUAAUCCGAGCUACUUCAGAGUCGGAUGGCAGGUGCUGGAUGGAUGCUUUGGAAUUAGCAUUGAAAUGUUCCAGUCUUCUAAAGCGUACAAUGAUCAGAGAAGGAAAAGAACAUGACCUGAGCAUCUCAUCCGACAGCACACAUGUGACUCUGUAUGGUUUACUGCGUGCUAACAAUCUACAUAGUGGUGAUACCUUCCAAUUAAAUGAUAGCGAAAUUGAACGACAGCAUUUUAAGGACCAAGAUAUGUAUUCUGAUAAAUCUGAUAAAGAAAAUGAUCAGGAGCAUGAUGAGUCUGACAAUGAGGUGAUGGGGAAAAGUGAAGAAAGUGACACAGAUACAUCAGAAAGGCAGGACGACUCAUACAUUGAACCUGAGCCUGUGGAGCCUUUAAAAGAGACAACCUACUCGGAACAGAGUCAUGAAGAACUUGGAGAGGCAGGGGAGGCUUGUCAAACAGAAACUGUGUCUGAAGAAAACAAAAGUCUUAUCUGGACCUUGUUGAAACAAGUCCGUCCUGGCAUGGACCUGUCCAGAGUGGUUCUUCCUACAUUUAUUUUGGAGCCUCGUUCUUUCCUGGAUAAACUUUCAGAUUACUACUAUCAUGCUGAUUUCUUGUCUGAGGCUGCCCUCGAGGAAAAUCCCUAUUUCCGUUUGAAGAAAGUAGUGAAAUGGUAUUUGUCAGGAUUUUAUAAAAAACCAAAGGGGCUGAAGAAACCAUAUAAUCCUAUUCUUGGUGAGACUUUUCGUUGUUUAUGGAUUCAUCCCAGAACAAGCAGCAAAACAUUUUAUAUUGCCGAACAGGUAUCUCAUCAUCCACCAAUAUCUGCCUUUUAUGUUAGCAAUCGGAAGGAUGGCUUUUGCCUUAGUGGUAGCAUUCUUGCGAAGUCUAAGUUCUAUGGAAACUCAUUAUCUGCAAUAUUGGAGGGAGAAGCCCGGUUAACUUUCUUGAAUAGAGGUGAAGAUUAUGUAAUGACAAUGCCAUAUGCUCAUUGUAAAGGAAUUCUUUAUGGCACAAUGACACUAGAGCUUGGGGGAAUAGUCAAUAUUACGUGUCAGAAAACUGGAUACAGUGCAAUACUUGAAUUUAAACUAAAGCCAUUUCUAGGAAGUAGUGAUUGUGUUAAUCAAAUAUCAGGGAAACUCAAAUUGGGAAAAGAAGUCCUAGCUACUUUGGAAGGUCACUGGGAUAGUGAAGUUUUUAUUAAUGACAAAAAGACUGAUAAUUCAGAGGUUUUCUGGAACCCAACACCUGACAUUAAGCAAUGGAGACUAAUAAGACACAUUGUAAAAUUUGAAGAACAGGGAGAUUUUGAAUCAGAGAAACUCUGGCAGCGUGUCACUAGAGCCAUAAAUGCCAAAGACCAAACUGAAGCUACUCAAGAGAAGUAUGUUUUAGAAGAAGCUCAAAGACAAGCAGCCAGAGAUCGGAAAACAAAAAAUGAGGAAUGGGCUUGCAAGUUAUUUGAACUUGAUCCACUCACAGGAGAAUGGCAUUACAAGUUUGCAGACACCCGACCAUGGGACCCACUUAAUGAUAUGAUACAGUUUGAGAAAGAUGGUGUUAUCCAGACCAAAGUGAAACAUCGUACACCAAUGGUUAGUGUCCCAAAAAUGAAACAUAAGCCGACCAGACAACAGAAGAAAGUAGUGAAAGGCUACUCCUCUCCAGAACCUGAUAUCCAGGACUCAUCUGGAAGUGAAAGUAGUGUCAAUCAGGGCCUUGAGGAAACAUUCCUGGAUUAUAAAACUGGCAAGAGAAAUAUUAUGACUCUUCGAAAUCAUUUAGUUUCAAGCACACCUGCCACGGAUUAUUUUCUGCAACAAAAAGACUAUUUCAUCAUUUUCCUCCUGAUACUGCUUCAAGUCCUAAUAAACUUCAUAUUUAAGUAG